Messenger RNA from Spodoptera exigua (beet armyworm), 1190 nucleotides. The record is from the annotation of a GenBank genome assembly. Lineage: Eukaryota; Metazoa; Arthropoda; Insecta; Lepidoptera; Noctuidae.
CUUUGACAUUAGAUUCUAACCUCCGUAUUUCACGCGAUAGUUUCGUAAACAUACACAUGUGAAGUGUUAAAUAUUACAAAUAAUAAAUAAAACAAUGCCUCAACUGCAUAUAGACGAAGUGUACCCAAAAGAAAGCGUGUACCCUAUGGUUGUUAGCUUUCAAAAUGGUUACUUAAACCAGAAAUUUAAGACAAGUGAGUGCGUUUUACUUGAAGACGAAAAAACUGGGAAAAAGACUGUUGCAACGGAAUUAUGUGACUUAAUAUACAGCGGGGAGGAAGAAGAAGAGGAAUUAGGCCGUACUCUGAUACUAGCACGGGACAAAACAACGGGAAAAGUGAGAUUAAUAGAAGUUGGUAAUGUUGAGCUGAAACCAUGCUUACACAAUGAUUUAGACACAACGGAAGCAAUUGAAACGAGUUAUUUGGAGCUCAGUAGGAAGUUCGGAUCGAAGAAACAUAAACAGAUAAUGGAACAGCGAGAGAAAUUAAAGAUCAAUGUUGAAACGGUCACGGAACAAAUGCAAAAUGUCACUGAAUCUGUUACCGAAGACCAGUUAGACUUGUCAUCAUAUAACAAAAAUGAUUCUGAUGAAUUCUACAUACCCCCUAUAAACAGAGAAGCGAGCAAAGUCGAAGAAGUAUACGACAUAGACACUAUAUUAACACCAGAACAACGGGAAAAGAUCUACAGUGAAAUUAAAGAAACAAAUUACCUGAACGAGUUACAUCCGUUCUUGAAAUCUAUAGCGACAAAAGAUUUAUCGGAACACCAAAAAGUUUUAUUAGUAUAUGCUCAGGCAUUAUUACAAUUAUACGCAACAUUAAUGAAAGAUAUCAAUCGUAAAAACUUCGCUGCUUGUCCCUACUCUGUAACUCUGAACGAUAUUGUACUAAAAAACUUUCUUAGCAAUGUUAACGGUAAACGAGGAAGAUCACCCCAAUAUAAGGAUAAGUCCUUAUGUCAUGCGUUAGUGUUUAUUCUAUUGUUAAAUAAUUAUAAGUUUAAUUUUAAUGACCUGUGUCAAGAAUUGAAAUUGACUCAGAGAACUGUUACGUCAAAGGUUGCUUUGACUGGUGCUACGUUGAUUACCGUUGGUACGAAGAAGAUGGCACAGUUGAAGCUACCAUUAAGUAGACCUGCAUUACGAAGAAAAAGUUCAAAGUUUUGAAUAUAUUUUUGACACUGCA